Molecule: messenger RNA, 4251 nt
Organism: Malaclemys terrapin pileata
Lineage: Eukaryota; Metazoa; Chordata; Testudines; Emydidae
Product: retinol dehydrogenase 16-like
Exons: 5
Coding region: 37-1290 (417 amino acids)
Source: RefSeq, a predicted model, not a curated record
GUGCCGAGGAAACUGUCCUUUCCUGCUCUGCGAUGGAUGCUGCACUUCGGGGGACUUCCCACCCGCUGCCCCAUGGAGCCCAGCCCUAGAGCCCAGUUCUCCCCUCUCCAAGUCCUGGGUCUCCAGCCUCUGUGGUUGGCUCUUCUGCUAGGACGGCCAAUCACUCCCCACCAAUCGCAGGCUGCUAGUCUUUUGCUAAUGCUUCCUCUUUCCCUUCCAGGAGGCUUUGAUCUGGUUCAGCAAGACAGGAGAGGGCGGAAGGAGCCGGAGGCUGCAAUCUGGGGGGGACCCAGUUCCUGCAGUGCCGGGAGACCUACCCAGAGUCCGCCUGUGAGGAUGUGGCUGUACCUGGCCGCUCUGCUGGGGCUGUACUUCCUCCACCGAUGGUACCGGGAGCGGCAGAGCGUCGAGGGCCUCCCGGAGAAAUACGUCCUGAUCACCGGCUGCGACUCCGGCUUCGGGAACCUGCUGGCCAAGCAGCUGGAUGCGCGGGGCCUGCGGGUGCUGGCGGCUUGUCUCACCCAGCAGGGCGCGGAGCAGCUGAGGAAGGCGACGUCGGAGCGGCUGCAAACGGUGAUCCUGGACGUCACCCGGACUGACAGCAUCGCCGCGGCCACCGCCUGGGUGAAGGAACAAGUGGGGGACAAAGGGCUCUGGGGCCUGGUGAACAAUGCGGGGAUCGCCAUCCCCGCGGCUCCCAACGAGUGGCUGACCAAGGACGACUUCGUCAAGGUGCUGGACGUGAACCUGAUCGGCCCUAUCGAGGUGACCCUCAGCGUCCUGCCCCUGGUGAAGCGAGCCAGGGGUCGGGUCGUCAACGUGGCCAGUAUAAUGGGCCGAUUGUCCUUCUUCGGAGGGGGCUACUGCCCUUCUAAGUAUGGCGUGGAGGCGUUCUCCGACAGCCUCCGGCGUGAAAUGCUGCCUUUCGGGGUGAAGGUGUGUGUGAUCGAGCCGGGCUACUUCAGCACCACAAUUACCAACCCUCAGAUCAUUAUCGAGAACUUCACUCGCCUCUGGGAGCGGCUCCCCGAGGAAACCAAAGCGAGUUACGGGGAGAGUUACUUAAACGCUUUUAUCCGUGCCACCCACGAUAUGCAGAAAUCCUGCAACUCCGACCUGUCUGUCGUCACCCGUUGUAUGGGGCACGCGCUGACGGCUCGCCACCCCCGCACCCGCUAUUCCGCCGGCUGGGACGCCAAGCUGGUCUUCCUCCCGCUGAGUUACCUGCCCACCUGGUUCGCCGACAUCGUGCUGACGUGGUCUUACCCGGUACCGGCCCAAAAAGUGUAGGAGGAAGAUGCGGCGUUAGAAUGUCGGCAGGGGGCAGUGACCGGAAGAGCGUCGCUAACACACGGGUUCCGAAUUCCCGGCGGGGGUGAGACCCCCUGUCCCGUGGCGCCCAGCUGAGACUAUGCAAAUCAGUUCUUAAUUACAAAUGUUGAAUCAAAGCAGAGCUCCUUGGAGUUUGCUUCACCAGUGCAACCGCUUCUCCGUGUCCUGGGAUGGAAUGUGGUUUUCUAACCAACCCCGGCACAACACCUCCCCUCCCUUUAACCCACUCCCCGGACAUAGACCACCCCCUCCUUGUGUCCGGGACCCGCCCGUCCUUGGAAUUCAGCUCUGUUUCCUAUCUGCCUGUCCCCAAAUCUCCAUGAUCUGUGUCCAGGGUCUCCCGCACCCCGGCGACCCCAGCAGGGUAACCCAGCCCAUCUGGAGGGGAGGCAGCAGUCUGAAACUCCACCAUACGAGAGCCUCUGAUGAAACCAACCCACUGCAUGCUGCGCCUCUUCUCGGGUCCAGGGCCAGACCAGUUUGGCCGCUGGAUGGAUCCCCUGCUGGGAGUUGCAGGCAAGGCCGAGAGCGAAUCGCUAGUCAGCCCGGAACAGAUCCUGCCGGCCGGCAUCUCCGAGAAUGACUUACCCCGCAGAUUCCUUCCUAAGCACUUCCUCAACACCCGGAAUAGACCCCGCCCUGCAGCUUCCCAAACACCAGGCAGUCUCGGACUCCUUUUGAAAAGAAAAAGCCCAGGCUUGUGGUGUCUAAAGAGCUUGUGCGAGAAGCUGUCACAAGCAAAGAGUCCAGGGCUUUCCCACAAAGGUCAGUGACAGCUGGAUUUCAGCCACUGAACCCAGGUGCCUCAGUUUCCCAUCUGUAAAAUGGGGACAAUAGUUCAUUUCUCCCAUGCUUUGUCUGCUCUGCUUAGCAGGUCAGCUCUCCGGGGCAGGGUGUGACUCAGCGUCUGGGCAGCGCCCAGGACCCCGGGGCCCUGAUCCUGGUCCGAUAAUAAGCAGCAGUGGGGACUACCUAGGGCUAAGCAAUCAGGAACACCUUGGAUUUGCCUUCCAGAGACAGAUGCUGGCUGGCUGUGAGUUCUUGGGUCUCUGGAUUUAGACAGGCUGUUUGCUUAAGCUAGACAUGAUGCAACUGGGUCUCCUGACACAGGGGAUGGGGAUGCACCAACGGACAGGGACGUCUCUCACACGGGGGUUAAUUUGGCAGUGUUUAUGCUCCUUUCUAUUUACCUCACUAGGAUUUGACUUCCACUUUUUAAAAGAAGCCUUUUUAUCUCUCGCUGCUUCUUUCACAUGGUUGUUAAGCCACGGUGGCUCUUUUUUAGUUCUUUUACUGUGUUUCUUAAUUUGGGGGAUACAUUGAAGUUGGGCCUCUAUUAUGGUGGCUUUGAAAAGUUUCCAUGCAGCUUGCAGGGAUUUCACGUUAGUCACUGUACCUUUUAACUUCUGUUUAACUAACCUCCUCAUUUUUACAUAGUUCCUCUUUCUGAAAUUAAAUGCCACAGUGUUGGGCUGUUGAGAUGUUCUUCCCACCACAGGGAUGUUGAACGCUAUUGUAUUAUGGUCACUAUUUCCAAGUGGUCCUGUUAUAGUUACCUCUUGGACCAGCUCCUGCGCUCCACUCAGGACUAAAUCGAGAGUUGCCUCUCCCCUUGUGGGUUCCCAUACCAGCUGCUCCAAGAAGCAGUCAUUUAAAGUAUCGAGACAUUUUGUCUCUGCAUUUCGUCCUGAGUGACAUGUUCCCAGUCAAUAUGGGGAUAAUUGAAAUCCCCCACUAUUAUUGAGUUCUUUAUUUUGAUAGCCUCUCUAAUCUCCCUUAGCAUUUCAUCAUCACUAUCACUGUCCUGGUCAGGUGGUCAAUAAUAGAUCCCUACUGUUAUAUUCUUAUUAGAGCAUGAAAUUACUAUCCAUAGAGAUUCUAUGGAACAUGUGGAUUCAUUUAAGAUUUUUACUUCAUUUGAUUCAACAUUUUCUUUCACAUAUAGUGCCACUUCCCCCCACACACACACGACCUGUUCUGUCCUUCUGAUAUAUUUUGUACCCCAGAAUGAUUGUGUCCCAUGGAUUGUCCCCACUCCACCAGGUUUCUGUGAUGCCUAUGAUAUCACGAGGCACUCUAGUUCACUCAUCUUAUUAUUUAGACUUCUAGCAUUUGUGUACAAGCACUUUAAAAACUUGUCACUGUUUAUUUGUGUGCCCUUUUCUGAUAUGUCAGAUUCUUUUUUAUGUGAAUGUUUCUCGUCUGAUCUGGCCCCUACUUUAUCCUCUUCCGUCCUCUCCUCCUGACUAGAACCUAGAGAAUCUCUAUCAAUAGACUCUCCUCUAAGAGAAGUCUCUGUCUGAUUCACGUGUUCCUCUGCAGCAGUCGACUUUCCCCCGUCUCUUAGUUUAAAAACUGCUCUACAACCUUUUGAAUGUUUAGUGCCAGCAGUCUGGUUCCACUUUGGUUUAGGUGGGGCCCAUCCCUCCUCUAUAGGCUCCCCCCGUCCCCAAAGUUUCCCCAGUUCCUAAUAAAUCUAAACCCCUCCUCUCUACACCAUCGUCUCAUCCACGCAUUGAGACUCUGACCUCUGCCUGCCUACCUGGCCCUGCGCGCGGAACUGGGAGCAUUUCUGAGAAUGCCACCAUAGAGGUCCUGGAUUUCAGUCUCUUCCCUAGCAGACUAAAUUUGGCCUCCUGGACGUCUCUCCUACCCUUCCCUAUGUCAUUGGUACCUACAUGUACCACGACCACUGGCUCCGCCCCAACACUACACAUAAGUCUAUCCAGAUGCCUCGAGAGAUCCACAGCCUUUGCACCAGGCAGGCAAAUGACGAUGGCAUUGGUUGAACAGGUUUGUGUCCCACCCCAGUAUUGUUUGUAAUUCCAAGCGUCCUAACAAUACAGGGAUAGCACCGUUGAUUAGGAACCCAAUGUGUCAAGAGAAUAUAUGAACAAAGUCAAUAAACACAAAUGCACA